AUGUGGCCUCACAAACAUGGCCGCGGAAUACAGCUAAGCUAUGGAGUCUACGGCAAUGCAAUGGUACGUCUUAGAAAGGAAGGAGAAGCAGAAAAAGAAGGAGAAGCAGGUGAUGGAAAAGAUGUUCAUGAACCGCCGAAUGAAGGUUGGAGCUUUGAGGCAACCUUUCCCAGGCGUGAGAAUUCAAAGCCAGCGUUUGCCGUGGAGAAAGGAACGGUCAAGGAGAUAGUGGCUCCUUCAGUCCUGGCGGACGAAACAAACUCUUUUGUCAUUUCGAAAAUUCGAAGGUUUUUAUUAUCCCACUACAUCCCUCAAAGGACGCUAGCGUCACUCAGUUCCGAGGCACAGGUUUUGGACUCCGAUAUGGUAUACGACCCGGAAGUUGGGGCGCUUAUGAAGAUCUUUGGUUUACAAAUUGGAGAGCAUUCUGGACGGAGCAUUGAUGUUUUGGCGUUUGCCAAAAGCGAUAUCCCGUCCAUCUUGUGCUUUUCUCGCAUGUCGAAGGAAAGUGGCUCAUUUCGAGCCCGAGACCAUGUUGAAAUUGAUUUGCUUGAUACCAUACGGCAAAUCGAAGUAUCGCAGUGGUUGAAAAAGAAAAAUGGUGAUGAAGAGAAGAAAAAGAUUAUUCUAGUUAGAACAAGCUUGAAGGUGUUUGUCUUGACUUGCCAGUACGCUGAACCCCGACUUGGAGGCCAGGGCCAGGGCCAGGGCCACCCGAAGCUUGAAUUGUCGGUACUUGAGGAAAUAGUGCAGGACUCUGGCACUGAGCAUGUGAGUUUCUGCCGACAGGAUUAUUCAAGGUUUGUAUUGCUUGGCUCAAAUGGAACAAUGACUAUGUGGCACAUUGAAAGAAAGAAGCUCAAAAAAGUCACGCGGUCAAAAAAGGUCAAGUUGUCCUUAUCGAAUCUCGAUUUCGAUCUCGAUGAGUUGACUAAAUGGACGCGGCUUUACUGGCCAAAGAAGGAGAAAGUGAUACUAGUCGUGACCAAUACCACAAUCUCUCGAGUCUCAAGCGACUGUGAGGAAGCCCAGUCGGAGCUCUUGUUGACUGCAAACACCUGGUCCAGAAUCAGAGACUUUGACUGCAAGGGAGAUGAAGCUUUCCUUUUGACGUCGAGAGAGUUGGUUUGGCUCAAGUAUGAAAAGGGACUAAGGAGAGUGUUAUCCUGGAGACAUUUUUUAAACGGGAGCGACCCUUCACUCAAGAUGUCAAUUUUGGAAAAGCAACAGACCUAUUACAUUUUCUUACACAGCGAGUUGAGCCCGCUAAUCCUUGCUUAUACAUUUGGCUACGAAAACGGGCUCCCUUGCAUCCUUCGCGAUCCUUAUAUCAUACGAUUGGGUCCGAAGCCCACGAAACAGCUCCUGCUUGCAUGGAAUCAAGAAGACGAAAAUCAAAAGAUGACAAUUUUGCUGAUGGCCAAGGACCGUUCGAUAGCUUCGGCCACGCUUGCAACCGCAGCAUUGUCACAUGAAAUCAAGCAAAAGAUUGCCUCGUCAGCUCAGCCUCUCCCAGGAGAGUACGACCGGAUGGCACCCAAGACUCGAAAUUUGAAAAAAAUCUUUAAUUGGGUGAUUUCUUCUGAACUAUCUCGUCGUCAAAUUGCGCCUGAUUUACCAAUGUUUCGUCAACGAUUGGAACUGAGUCUCAGACACUUGCCGGGUACUACAUCUGUUUGCUAUCAGUCGAUAUAUGACGCGGUCAACCUAGGCUCUCACAUGCCCGUCAAUGCUAAAAGUAUGCGAGACUUGGAUGAAGCAAUGAGAGAAAUCAACCAUUUUGGUCGUGAUGACAUCAGGCUGGUGAAUUUCGGCGCGUACCUGGGUGGCAGAAAGGACAUUAGCGAUGCCACACUACACAACAAAGUUCAGCAUUUGAUAAAGUCACUAUCCUCAUCCUAUUAUCCUCAAAACCUGGUGGAAAGCAUCGAAAACACAGCCGUCAUGCUUGCACUGUCGUCGCUCAAGUACACCGCGCCCAAUCCCGAUUUAUUAAAAAACCGAUUGCAGUCCUUGAAAAACAAAUCGCCGGCUGCCGUGCAAAGUUUGCUCAAUUCUUGGGAUAAAGGGUCUCCCGAUGAAAAAGUCUCUCCACUCAGAAAGAGAGCUAGAACUCGUGGUGACCUUGUUGAUGGCACACCAUCAUCGAGAGCAACUCAAACGACUCAGGUCAAGGAAUCAUCACCAAGCUUACAGCCGUCUUUUACUCAACUGUCGCAAGCAACCAACUUUUCCCCCCCCUCGUCCUCCCAACCCAGAGGCGCAUCUUCGCAGAUGGACGAUGUUCUCUUGUCACAAAGCAGGGUCCGUACGUCCCAAACAGCUUCUCAAGGAGGAAGCCAGCGCAGAAAGAAGAAAAAGAAAGGUGGGUUUUAA
Messenger RNA from Lodderomyces beijingensis, 2376 nucleotides. The record is from the annotation of a GenBank genome assembly. NCBI's taxonomy places the organism in Eukaryota, Fungi, Ascomycota, Pichiomycetes, Serinales, Debaryomycetaceae.